Anolis sagrei ordinatus is the source of this 1757-nucleotide messenger RNA. It is a transcript of the gene OSR2, whose product is annotated as odd-skipped related transciption factor 2. Gene Ontology annotation, biological process: regulation of transcription by RNA polymerase II; urogenital system development; embryo development. Gene Ontology annotation, cellular component: nucleus. Lineage: Eukaryota; Metazoa; Chordata; Lepidosauria; Squamata; Anolidae. The record is from RefSeq and is a predicted model, not a curated record. Gene Ontology annotation, molecular function: DNA-binding transcription factor activity, RNA polymerase II-specific; RNA polymerase II transcription regulatory region sequence-specific DNA binding.
UUCGAGCGUGGGGGGCUCGGGGAGGGCCGGCGGGCGGGGACAGCGCUCCCCGGCACUUAAGCGGCUGGGAUGGGAUGUCCCCGGCCGGGAGGGGGAGGCUGGCUCACUCCGAGCGGACGGACGCACGAACGAGGCCGGAGGAAGGAAAGGAAGGAAGGGAGAAAGGCAGAAGCGCCGCCACGGAGGAGAAGCAGGAGCAGCAGCAGCCGCCCGAUGCCCUUCCACCCGGGCUUAAUAUGCCCUUAAGAGACCCCAACAGGCUCCGCGCGUGGAUCUAACUCCUGCCACGACGUUGCUGUGUCUGCAGCUGAAGCUGAAGCCAGAGAAAGUGGCGAGUGGGCGAAGGAGGCUCUCCUUCUGCGUGGCCAUGGGGAGCAAGGCCCUCCCUGCGCCGGUGCCCUUGCACCCCUCGCUGCAGCUGAGCAACUACUCCUUCCUGCACGCCGUCAACGCCUUCCCGGCGGACCACCUCCAGCAGGGCCUCUACGGGCUCCGCGCCGUCCACGCCAUGCAGGUCAACCACUGGACGCUGGGCUGCUACGCCGCCGCUGCCGCCGCCGCCGCCACGGCCUCCUCCUCCUCGUCCUCCCCGGGGGAGCCAGCAGGGGGGCUGCCCUUCCCGGCGGGGCUGCCCUUCGCCGCCCACCUCUUGCACCCCAAGCAGGCGCUGUCCCUGCGCAAGGAGCGGCUGAGACCCCGCUUUGACUUCGCCAACCUGGCCGCCGCCGCCACCCAGGAGGACCCGCUGCCCGAGGCCCACCCGCACUCGCUGUCGCUGGCCAAGCUGGGCGUGCCCCUCGGCCUCGGGGGAAAGCUCUGCGUGGGGACGGGCCCCGAGAUGCCGCCCCACCAGCCCCACGCGCACCACAGGAAAGGCCCCCACUCGUCCUCGUCGUCCUCGUCGUCGGCGCCCCGCGGGAGGCUGCCCUCCAAGACCAAGAAGGAGUUCAUCUGCAAGUUCUGCGGGAGGCACUUCACCAAGUCCUACAACCUGCUCAUCCACGAGCGCACCCACACCGACGAGCGGCCCUACACCUGCGACAUCUGCCACAAGGCCUUCCGGAGGCAGGACCACCUCCGCGACCACAGGUAUAUCCAUUCCAAAGAGAAACCAUUCAAAUGUCAGGAAUGUGGGAAAGGAUUUUGCCAGUCCAGGACUCUAGCAGUUCAUAAAACCUUACACAUGCAGGAAUCUCCACACAAAUGCCCCACAUGUGGAAGAACCUUUAAUCAAAGAAGUAACCUGAAAACUCACCUUCUCACCCAUACAGACAUCAAGCCCUACAACUGUGAGCAGUGCGGCAAAGUGUUCAGGCGAAACUGUGAUCUGCGGAGGCACAGUCUAACCCACACCCCGCGCCAGGACUUCUAGAACAGCCAAGGACCUCUGCUGGGAGCUCACUCUGGCUCCAGGACUUGGACUGUGGGGAAAUCUGGGCGCUUUGGGGCCAAUGUGUGCCAGGGGCCCAGCCCUCUCUGCCCUCCUGGCAUCCGCCAAGGCUUCCUCUGUGAGAUGGAGGGGCAGAGGAAGGAACAAGGGCCCCAGGCCUUCUCCGAGGGAGAGAGAGCAGACGAUUCCUUGUAGAUAAUAAAAGUGCGGCUCAUUUUCGAGCUCUGUACAGAAGAAACUGUGGUAUCACGUGCUUGCUUCCUCUUGUCUUACCAAAUGCACAUUGGUAAAAGAAAACAGAUCUGGGAGUGAAAGUAUUGUUUGUCGAAAUGUAUUUCAAAAUAAACGUUUCUUCCCUCCACCCCAA